AUGGUCGUGGUGGCAAAUGAUAUGGCCGCUGAAAUGAAACGAACUGUCACGUCGACGGCUGCUGUAGCAAAAUGUAAUUUGGGUGAGGUCGUCAGGUUAUUUUUUCUACUUAUUAAAGCACAACAACACCGACCACUAAUAUUUUGUGAUGUCUUGAGAGCCGUUCAGCAAGACACUACCGCGAUGCAAAAAAAAAAAAAAUUAAAUAAACGAAUAAUAUUCCGUACAUUGUGUGAAAAAAAACAAUCGCUUCGUGGCGUUGGUUCGUUAUUUUAA
This is a messenger RNA of Macrosiphum euphorbiae (potato aphid), 276 nucleotides long. The record is from the annotation of a GenBank genome assembly. Lineage: Eukaryota; Metazoa; Arthropoda; Insecta; Hemiptera; Aphididae.